AGUAUAACUUGACAGGUUUCAGAUUACAGCAAUGCGAGCUUGUUUGGUACUCCUGGCCCUCCUGGUGGCUGAGGGUAUAGCCCAGUCCAAGAAGAAGGACGGGAGUCUAGCAGACAGGGUUGAGCAGCUUACAGAACUCUCCCUCAAGCGUCCUGUGAUCCGUUUGAACGGGAACAAGUUCCGCGAGCUAGUAAAGGGGACCCCCAGGAACUACAGCAUAGUCGUCAUGUUCACCGCCCUCUCCGCUAACAGGCAGUGCGCUAUUUGUAAACAGGCGAGUGAUGAGUUCCAGUUGGUCGCCAACUCCUACAGAUAUUCUCCCGCAUUUUCCAACAAACUUUUCUUCGCUAUGGUUGAUUUCGACGAAGGACCAGAUGUUUUUCAGUCCAUGAAACUUAACACUGCCCCUGUCUUCAUGCACUUUCCGGAGAAGGGUAAACCUAAGAAGCAAGACAACAUGGAUAUCCAGAGAAUUGGAUUUAGUGCUGAUGUUAUCGCCAAGUGGGUUGGAGAGAGGACUGAUGUAAAUAUCCGCGUAUUCCGUCCUCCCAACUACACUGGCACUGUUGCUCUUCUCAUGCUUACAACACUCAUUGGAGGCCUUCUCUACAUCAGGCGUAAUAACCUCGAAUUCCUUUACAACCGUACUGCCUGGUCUCUGAUUGCCAUGUUUUUUGUGUUCGCCAUGACCUCUGGACAGAUGUGGAACCAUAUUCGUGGACCUCCUUUCGUUCAUAAAACUCAGCAGGGUGGAGUAGCGUAUAUUCAUGGAUCUAGCCAAGGACAGUUCGUUCUCGAGACAUACUUCGUGAUGUUGAUCUAUGCACUGAUAGUCUGUGGUAUGAUUAUGUUGAUGGAGGCAGGAGAGAGCAAGGGAGACUCAGGGAAGAGAAGAGCUUUGGCUGUUGUUGGUUUAGUUCUCCUGGCUUUCUUCUUCAGUCUGAUCUUGUCCAUCUUCAGAUCAAAGGCUGGUGGAUAUCCUUAUAGUUUCCUUUUCAAAUAGUUUAUACUGCUUCAGAUAUCCAGUCUUAUCCAUCCAUCUUGGUCAUCUCAAGAUAUCCAGACUAAUCCAUCCAACUUGGUCAUCUCAAGAUAUCCCUUUUGCCUGGUUUAUGUCCAGCUAACCAAUAAUUUACAUCUACACUGUAAUCCUCUACACCUACCCUGCAGUCCUCUACAUCUAACCUGUAGUCCUCUACACCUAGCCUGCAGUCCUCUACAGUCUGAACCUAACCUGUAGUCCCCUGCAUCUACCCUGUAGUCCUCUACACCUAUCUUUUUUAGUCCUCAACACCUGACCUGCAAUACUUCUACCCUGCAGACCUCUGUACCUACCCUGCAGUCCUACACAUCUACCCUGCAGACCUCUGCACCUACCCUCCAGACCUCUGCACCUACCCUGCAGACCUCUGCAUCUACCCUGCAGACCU
This is a messenger RNA of Eurytemora carolleeae, 1430 nucleotides long. It is a transcript of the gene Ostgamma, whose product is annotated as tumor suppressor candidate 3. Lineage: Eukaryota; Metazoa; Arthropoda; Copepoda; Calanoida; Temoridae. The record is from RefSeq and is a predicted model, not a curated record. The coding region runs from base 32 to 1003 and encodes 323 amino acids. The transcript has a single exon. Gene Ontology annotation, cellular component: oligosaccharyltransferase complex.